GUGUGAGAGGCGAGUAUUCUGAGACUAGUCUGCGUUCACUGCUGGCUAGAACCUUCGUUCUUUCCCACCACCUCUAAUUUCUGCUCCUGUGACUUGCUCGGGGCUGGCAGCAGCAUCACUCCUGCUGUAGCAGCGGUUCCGUGCAGAGGCACCUACAAACCUCGCACCCUUGUCUGUGAGAUCGCGGGCCUGUCAGUGUCAGCUUCAACACACCGGUCGGCAGGACCAUGUCGCUGGUAAGCCAGAAUUCGCGCCGCCGCCGCGGUGGAAGGGCCAAUGGGCGCAAAAACAACGGGAAGGGUCGCCCUGCUGCCGUGCCAGGGCCAGCCGUCCCCCGGGAUCGCAGCGAUCCUCAGAUCCUUCAGGGCCUCGGCGCCACUGAGGGCCCUGGCACCUCCGUGCUGCCCACCCCCCGGGGGGGCUCAAGCACCUCUGUGCCGCCCACCGCCUCAGAGGGCUCAAGCGCCCCUGGGCAGCUCAUCACCUCCGAGGGGCGGAACACCUCCCGGCUGCCCACCUCCAGGAAGGGUCGGGGCUCCCGCCGGCCUCCUGCAGUCUCCGCGGGGCCGAACGCCGCUGCGUCAAUCACCGCCUCGGAGGGCGCGAGUACCCCAGUGCUGCCCACUGCUCCUAAGGGCUCAAAGGCCUCUGAGCAUCUCACUAUCUCAGAAGGGGCGAGCAUCUCCGAGCAGCCCCAAUCUCAUGAGGGCCCUAACGUGCAGCCCACCCUGGGUGAGGGUGAGGGAACCUCGGUGCCGCCCACCUUCUCCGAGGAAUCUGGCAUUUCCGAGCCGCUGCCCUCUGGGGAGGGCUUGAGCAUCUCCGUGUCGCCCACCAUCUCGGAGGGAGCGGGUAUCAACGAGCCCUCCCCCGCUAGUAAGGCUCCAAGCACUUCGGUGCCGCCCACUGCCUCUAAUGGACUGGGCAUCAACCUGCCGCCCACCUCCAGUGAGGGCCUGAGCAUCUCUGUGCUGUUCUCGGCUUCGGAGGAAUCCGACAUCUCCGUGCCGCCCCCCUCCGCUGAGGGACUCAGCACCUCCAUGCCGCCCCCCUCCGGUGAGGUCCAGAGCGUCAAGGUGCAGUCCACCUCCAGAAAAGGACGGCGCACCCCAGAGCGAUCAGCUGCCGGUGAAAGCCCCAGCCCCUCAGCCGAGUGCCUGAGCACGUCCCUGUCAUCCAUUUCUGCUGAGGGCUUCUGCAGCUCGCUAGCGCCCUGCGCGGAGGGAUCCGACACCUGUGAGCUGCUUCCCUGCGGGGAGGGCCCGAGCACCUCGGGGCUGCGUGACCUGGAGGAGGAGUCGAGCAUCUCGCAGAUGCCCCUAGCUGCAGAGGGCCCAAGCGCUUCUGGGUUGUCCAUUGAAGAUGAAAACCCUGAGGAAGCAUUGAGCUGUGGUGCUUCUGUGGGCAUGAACUUAUGCGAGUGCACAUCCCUUGCUCUGCAAAAAGCUGAUGAUCCGUCUGUACGCCCAAAGUGUGCAGAAGGCUUCCUGGAUUUCCAGGUCCUGAGAGACAGUGAGAAUUCCAACUCCAUUACCAUUAUGGGCCUGGGCACCGCCCACGUUGCUCUUACCCUGAAGCCUCAGGAUCCCAUGGAGCAAAAUGUAGCAGAAUUGUUGCAGUUUCUGCUACUGAAGGAUCAGACCAAGUACCCUAUCAAGGAAUCUGAAAUGAGAGAAUUCAUUGUCCAAGAAUAUCGCAACCAGUUCCCAGAGAUCCUCAGACGAGCAGCGGCCCACCUGGAGUGCAUCUUUAGGUUUGAACUGAAGGAGCUAGACCCUGAGGAGCACACCUACAUCCUGCUCAACAAACUGGGACCAGUGCCCUUUGAAGGGUUAGAAGACAUCCCAAAUGGGCCAAAGAUGGGCCUCUUGAUGAUGAUUCUGGGACAGAUUUUCCUAAAUGGCAACCAAGCCAGAGAAGCCGAUAUUUGGGAGAUGCUCUGGAGAUUCGGAGUGCAGCGUGAAAGAAGGCUUUCUGUUUUUGGGAACCCGAAGAGACUUCUGUCUGUAGAGUUUGUGUGGCAGCGUUACUUGGACUACAGGCCGAUAACUGACUGUGUACCAGUCGAGUAUGAGUUUUACUGGGGCCCACGAUCCCAUGUAGAAACCACCAAGAUGAAAAUUCUGAAGUUCAUGGCUAGGAUCUAUAACAAAGACCCCAUGGACUGGCCAGCACAGUACAAUGAAGCUCUGGAGGAAGAGGCUGAGAGAGAUGUUCCUAAUAACCGGCGAGCUGUUCCUCACUUUAGGAGGCCCCUUUUUCAAGAAGUUUCUCCAGAACUACUGGCUUCCGAUUCAGAUGCUCCUGGCUGUCCUUCAAAAUAUUCUCCUCAUUCUUGGCCUGAGUCAAGAUUAGAGAGCAAGUCAAGGAAAUUGGUUCAGUUAUUUCUGCUGAUGGAUUCAACUAAGCUGCCUAUACCAAAGAAGGGAAUCCUGUAUUACAUUGGUCGAGAGUGUAGCAAAGUGUUCCCUGACCUCCUGAAUCGGGCUGCUCGCACCCUAAACCACGUGUAUGGCACAGAGCUAGUGGUCCUUGAUCCCAGGAACCACUCCUACACCCUGUACAACCGAAGAGAAAUGGAAGAUAUGGAAGAGAUUAUGGACAGUCCAAACAGGCCCGGCAACAAUUUCUUAAUGCAGGUUCUGAGUUUCAUCUUCAUAAUGGGCAACCAUGCUAGAGAGUCUGCAGUCUGGGCCUUUCUGAGGGGCUUGGGGGUUCAAAAUGGGAGAAAGCAUGUGAUUACCUGUAGGUAUUUGAGUCAGCGCUACAUAGACAGUUUGCGGGUUCCUGACAGUGAUCCGGUGCAGUAUGAUUUUGUAUGGGGCCCUAGAGCCCGCCUGGAAACCUCCAAGAUGAAAGCCCUGCGAUAUGUGGCCCGAAUCCACAGAAAGGAGCCACAGGACUGGCCAGACCAGUACAGGGAGGCGUUGGAAGAUGAGGCCAAUAGAGCUGAAGCUGGGCGCCAGCCACUGGUUGUUCGUAACUUGCGAUAGAUUAAUGUGUCAGUGAGGCCUUGUAUGUCCAGGCCUAGAGCCCUGGUUCUCGUGUAUUGGGAGUGGGCGUGUUGGGGGGGGUUGCGUAUUGUAUUUGAUAUUUGUGUUCCAGUUCCAUUUACGUAUUUUUCAUAUUUAGUUCUUGUUUGGUACCUUGAAAAGUUUCCAUUGUUUUAAUAAUACUGUCCAGUAACGUGAAUGUGAUUGACCACUUGCUGUCCCUGUUGUACUUUGUGCUGUAAGAGUUUUGAUAGUGUUACAACGUGUUUUAGGACUCUCUCCAUCUUGUUGCAUUGUCUGAAAGAGAAUAUAUAGCAUAUAGCUAUAGAUAUAGACUUUUCCUUGAAAGCUUGAAAAAAAUUCAUCAGUAAAGUGAUCUAACUUCAGAUGUUAAACAAAUAUGUAACAACUGACAAAGCACUAAGUUGUGGCUGGCUUCCCUCUUGUCUGCUAUUGUGUAAAGAACACUAAUGUUUACCUGUAUUGCUUUGCUGUACUAAAAUGUAUUGAAAAUAAAAGUGUAAUAAAUAAAUCAAA
Rattus rattus (black rat) is the source of this 3530-nucleotide messenger RNA. RefSeq names its product MAGE family member E1 (gene Magee1). Gene Ontology annotation, cellular component: nucleus. The transcript has a single exon. The record is from RefSeq and is a predicted model, not a curated record. Lineage: Eukaryota; Metazoa; Chordata; Mammalia; Rodentia; Muridae. Gene Ontology annotation, biological process: negative regulation of transcription by RNA polymerase II. The coding region runs from base 228 to 2993 and encodes 921 amino acids.